CCCCUCCCAAGCCUCGACCAUGGCAUUACACUAACAAUUCUCAAAAGGUCAACUAACUAAUUCUUGUUUUCAUAAUGUUAUAGUUCUUCUCCCGAAAUCCUUCUCUUCCUUUCACACCUUCACACUUUCACCCACCAACAUUCUUUUUGCGUACACCCUCAAAUCAUUCGAGCAUCCUCAUCAAUCUCAUUCAUACCUGUCGACAACCUUUCACGGCUACUUUCGCCCUUCCCAGAUCAAGAAAAAUGUCAACUAGGCCACCACUUUCAACAGUCCUUCCACCUCUGAUCUGCGGCACCGCCACUUUCAAUUAUCAAUACAAUGCUGAUCCUUUCUCCCUUCCUACAAAUGCGAUUGUUCAAAGGGCUUUAGAGUCGGGCGUAAAUGCCUUCGAUACUUCUCCGUACUAUGGCCCCUCUGAGGAAAUCCUCGGUAUGCAUUCCCUUUUCCCUAAUCCUUCCUAUGUUAAAUUCCAUGAUCUAACACAUUAUCAGGCCGCGCCCUCCAACAACCGCAAAUCCUCGCCAAUCACCCCCGCUCCAGCUACUACCUCAUAACGAAAUGCGGACGUAUCGGCGGUUCCGAAUUCGACUACUCCCCGUCUUGGAUCAAAUAUUCCGUUUUGCGCUCCCUCACCCGUCUCCACACCUCCUACCUCGACGUUGUCUACCUUCACGACGUCGAAUUUGUUUCUCCCCCCGAAGUCCUUGAAGCCAUGAACUGUCUGCGCGAGCUCCAAGCCCAGGGGACAAUCCACUAUAUCGGUAUCUCGGGGUAUCCUGUCCCAGUCCUCUGUUCCCUCGCCGAAAUGAUUCUGCGCGAGACGGGUAGACCUUUAGAUUGCGUGAUGAGCUAUGCAAACUUCACGAUUCAAAAUCACUCUCUCUAUACCACCGGGCUCGCCCGUUUACGCAAAGCAGGCGUGGGUUGUGUGUCCAAUGCUUCGGUGUUGGGAAUGGGGCUCCUGCGUAGCUCAGGCGUUCCGGAUAAUGGGAAGGAAGAUUGGCAUCCGGCGCCCAAGGAACUACGUUCUUGUGUUCAGAAGGCUGCGCGAUGGGUAGAGGAAGGCGGGGAAAAAUUGGAGGUAGUGGCUAUACGAUGGGCUCUUGAACGCUGGGCCCUCGACGGCAAAGUCGGUUCCGAACCUAUAGGUGUAUCUUUAAUGGGUGUAAGUAAUAUGGGAGAGUUUGAGGAAACGCUUCGGGUGUGGAAUAGUGUGUUAGAUGGAAUUGAUAUACCCGGACGGCAAGUGACGGAAGUCAAAAAACAGUGGAGUUUGGACAGGAGAGCAGAGACUCAAGAGUUAUCGGAGGAGAUCAGGAAAAUCCUGGGAGAGUAUUGCGAUUAUGCAUGGGCAAGUCCCGAUGAGGGAUAUGUGAACAAGCGGGUUGUUAAGGGGUUUGUAGACGAGGUUGCUCCAUUGCCGAAGGCGGAGUGAGUGCUGUUGCUGAGUGGAAUGCGGAAAUUCUAGUGAUCUGGGAUUUUCAUGAAGCCUUGGUAGAUUUUGGUCGUCUACUACCUUCCCUUUCCGCCUCUGGUUUCGCAGGAACUCAUGCGUGCAUGGAUUCAUCAUUAAAAAAAGCACGGCAUGGAAGGAUUGGAUGAGCAAGGAAGUUGUAGUUAUUGCUUUCAAGGACAUUUUAAUUCAUUUGCAGCCGUCUGAUGCAGCCAUCAUACCCCUAUCUAAAAUCAAACCGACUCUUCUUUUCCUUCUGUGG
Molecule: messenger RNA, 1718 nt
Organism: Sclerotinia trifoliorum
Lineage: Eukaryota; Fungi; Ascomycota; Leotiomycetes; Helotiales; Sclerotiniaceae
Source: the annotation of a GenBank genome assembly